Messenger RNA from Enhydra lutris kenyoni (northern sea otter), 1685 nucleotides. RefSeq names its product piggyBac transposable element derived 5. The transcript has 7 exons. Gene Ontology annotation, molecular function: transposase activity. Gene Ontology annotation, biological process: non-replicative DNA transposition. The record is from RefSeq and is a predicted model, not a curated record. The coding region runs from base 1 to 1563 and encodes 520 amino acids. Lineage: Eukaryota; Metazoa; Chordata; Mammalia; Carnivora; Mustelidae. Gene Ontology annotation, cellular component: nucleus.
AUGGCCGAGGGCGGCGGGGGCGCGCGGAGGAGGGCGCCGGCGCUGCUCGAGGCGGCCCGCGCGCGCUACGAGAGCCUUCACAUCUCGGACGACGUGUUCGGCGAGUCCGGCCCGGACAGCAGCGGGAACCCCUUCUACAGCACGUCUGCCGCCUCGCGCUCCUCCUCGGCCGCCUCCUCGGACGACGAACACGAGCGCCCCGGCCCCCCGCCGCCGCCCGGCGCCCCCGACGCGCAGGAGUCCGACGAGGACGAGGCCAGCGCGGGUUGGAGUGCCACGCUGCGGGACCGCCCGCCCCCGCGCUUCGAGGACACCGGCGGUCCCACCCGAAAGAUGCCGCCCGGCGCCAGCGCCAUGGACUUCUUCCAGCUCUUCGUCCCGGACAACGUGCUCAAGAACAUGGUGGUGCAGACGAACAUGUAUGCCAAGAAGUUCCAAGAGCGCUUCGGCAGCGACGGCGCCUGGGCCGAGGUGACGCUGACGGAGAUGAAGGCGUUCCUGGGCUACAUGAUCUCCACCAGCAUCUCCCACUGCGAGUCGGUCCUGAGCAUCUGGAGCGGUGGCUUCUACAGCAACCGGAGCCUCGCCCUGGUCAUGAGCCAGGCCCGCUUCGAGAAGAUUCUCAAGUACUUCCACGUGGUGGCCUUCCGCUCCAGCCAGACCACGCACGGCCUCUACAAGGUCCAGCCCUUCCUCGACUCCCUGCAGAACAGCUUCGACUCUGCCUUCAGGCCUUCCCAAACCCAGGUGCUACAUGAACCCCUGAUUGACGAGGACCCUGUGUUCAUUGCCACGUGCACGGAGCGGGAACUCCGAAAGAGGAAAAAGCGGAAAUUCAGCCUCUGGGUCAGGCAGUGCUCUUCCACUGGCUUCAUUAUCCAGAUCUACGUGCACCUGAAGGACGGCGGGGGCCCCGAUGGGCUGGACGCGCUGAAGAACAAGCCGCAGUUGCACAGCGCGGUGGCCCGGAGCCUGUGCCGGAACGCGGCAGGCAAGAACUACAUCAUCUUCACGGGGCCCAGCAUCACCAGCCUGACCUUGUUCGAGGAGCUGGAAAAGCAAGAGAUCUACUGCUGUGGCCUGCUCAGCUCCAGGAAGAGCGACUGCACCGGCCUGCCCCUGUCCAUGCUGACCAACCCGGCCACGCCUCCGGCCCGGGGCCAGCACCGCAUCAAGAUGAAGGGCAACAUGUCUCUGAUCUGCUGGUACAACAAAGGGCACUUCCGCUUCCUGACCAAUGCCUACUCGCCCGUGCAGCAAGGGGUGAUCAUCAGGAGGAAGAGUGGGGGGAUCCCCUGCCCCUUGGCCGUGGAGGCGUUCGCUGCUCACCUUAGCUACAUCUGCAGAUACGAUGACAAGUACAGCAAGUAUUUCAUCUCUCAUAAACCGAACAAGACCUGGCAACAGGUGUUCUGGUUCGCCGUCAGCAUUGCCGUCAACAACGCCUACAUCCUCUACAAGAUGUCUGAUGCCUACCACGUGAAGAGGUACAGCCGGGCUCAGUUUGGCGAGAGACUGGUGAGGGAGCUGCUGGGCCUGGAGGAGGCCUCCCCCACCCACUGAUGCCGCCGCGGCCAGGCUUAGGGGAGGACCAGGGCCGGGAGCCUGGAGGAGGGAGAGAGGCUGCCGUUCUGACCUGCCCAGCCAGAGCCCUGGGGCGCCCCUGGGGGGUUGGGCCUGGCCCA